AUGUCGACCCCGGCGCCAGCCGAGGUGCCCGCCGGCGGCGCUGGCGAUAACCUCCCCUGGUGGCUCCUCGAUGCAGCUACCGUCGUCAGCAUCGCCUCCAUCGUGCUUCAGCUCAAGAACUAUCGCAUGCCGGAGCUGCAGCGCAACGUCGUCCGCAUUAUGGUCAUGGUACCGUUAUAUGCGUGCUCGUCGCUCAUUGCGCUGUACUCGCUGAACGCGGCGUUCUACAUCGACGCCAUCCGCGACCUGUACGAAGUCAAGCCGCUUCUCGUCCUCCUCGUCGCAUUCUGCAAGGCGACUGGCACGUACCAUGAGGGAUCGUUCUCUUGGACGGCGGGAUACACCUGGGUUACUGUCAUCUACAACGUCUCGAUCUGUCUUAGUCUUUACUGCCUGGCAAUGUUUUGGGUCGCGGUCAACAACGACCUGAAGCCGUUCAGACCAGUUCCCAAGUUCCUUUGUGUCAAGGGCAUCCUGUUCUUCUCAUUCUGGCAGAGUGUUCUCAUCGGCUUCCUCGUUUCCGUGGGAGCUAUCAAGCAUGUGUACACUGAUCCGGAACACAUGACUAUGGCGAUUGUCGACUCACUUAUCUGCAUCGAGAUGCCGUUCUUCGCUAUCGCUCACGCCAGCGACUACAUCGAUAUGCGUCUGAACCAUGUCGCCCGACUUCCCUUCAUUUUCGCUUUCCGGGACGCCUUCGGACUGAAGGAUGUCUGGGCGGACAUCAAGUACACGUUCCGUGCCAGGGGCAUCUCUUACAAAGCCUACGAGGCUGCCGACGGCAGGCUGCACAACGAGGAGGGAAGGACGAAGCGCAUUCGCGCCGGUCUGCGAUACUCCAAGGGAGGGAAGACCAAGUACUGGAUCAACGUCCCAGGCCAGGAGGACCAGCGGGUUCAAGUCGACUCGCGCACGCCUCUCUUGCCUCAGCACCGCGUUGGCUACUCCGUCUCCGGAGUCGGAAGCGACAGUGACAGCGAUGUGUCCGAUGCGCCUAGCCUUGAGUUCAGCUCGGCGAGCGAGUCGGAGGACGCCUUAUACGUUCGAGCUCGUCACAUCGGAUAUACCGGCUUCCCCAAUGUCGACGUGUCUGAGGAGAACAUGCGUCGGCGGAGGAGAUUUGAGGAAGGCGAGAUCUUAGCUGGAAGGAGGACAAGGAGUGGCGGAGUCGUCACUGCGCGCGACUUGAACACGGGACCGUUUUCGCCACCGUUACCGCCGAUGCCGUGGGGCAGACGCGAUUCGAAGGGCAAGGGCAAGGUCAAGGAGACGAAACCGGAACAGAAGAAGCAGAAGCUUUACGGGGCGUGGGCGGACCGCGACAGCGUUAGCCAGAGUUCGAACAAGCUGGGUCUAGACACUGGAGCUUCAGGUUCUGAGCAGCCGCAGAUGGCCGAGCCUACGCCCCGCAAGCCGAGGCGCAGUGAGCGGAAUCGCAGCUCGGUGUCCAGCAAGAAGUCAUUCAAGGCAGCCCAGAGCCCUGCAUCGAACAAGCCCGUGAGCUACGCAGACGACGACAUCGUGGGUGGAUGGGGCCAGCCGACCCAACACCAGCAGCGGCAGUCGAGGGACUACACCGACUACUUUAGCCACCCUGCUCAUGCUUCGCCGCCUGUCACCAGCCCUUACGAGGUUGGCUCCCCGGAUCAGAACGCCUGGGAUGAGUUGCGGGAUAGCCGGAGCCCAGUGAUGCGCCGCGAGGACGCCGUGGACCUUAUUCCGCAAGACGGAUGGAAUGACGAGCGUGACGAGUGGGGAGGGCGAUAA
Trichosporon asahii var. asahii CBS 2479 is the source of this 1767-nucleotide messenger RNA. RefSeq lists its product as uncharacterized. The coding region runs from base 1 to 1767 and encodes 588 amino acids. Gene Ontology annotation, molecular function: transporter activity. The record is from RefSeq and is a predicted model, not a curated record. Gene Ontology annotation, biological process: transport. The transcript has 9 exons. NCBI's taxonomy places the organism in Eukaryota, Fungi, Basidiomycota, Tremellomycetes, Trichosporonales, Trichosporonaceae.